AAUAAUAUUAUUAAAAAAUUCCUCCAAUGUCAUUCCACCUCCCCAUCCGACCCCACCACUGCCACCCGCGAGCCAUUUACGGACCGCCACGUGGACUGACCAGCCUCAGGCCUCGAGUCGGAUGACCGUCGUAUAGGAAACGCGCGACCCGCCCCGACUUACUUUACCACCGGCCCUCCUAGCCCAGUUUUCUUAAAUUCUGAAGCCGGAGAUGGCAGCCCAUAAAAAAUAAAAGGCCCAUUUUCUGCCCAACAAGUGGGCUCGACAUGACGCCUAAAACCCUGACCUCGCGCGCCUCUCUUCCCGCCGCCGGCUCCCCUCUCUCCCCGCCGUCUCGCCGCCUUCCCCCGUCAGCCCUCGGUGGGCGCCGCAUCCAUUUGGCGCAUCCCUCGCCGGCUACCUGCCCUGCGCCUCCUGGACUCCUCCUGUGUGCGGUGGUUCCCUGCUGUGUGGAGGGUGGAUAGGAGGGCAGAAUGUUCGCACUGAGCCAGAUUGAGCACGACAUGCCGAUGCCGCCGCAAUUGAUGAACCGCCCCCUCGUGGACGCCAUCAAAGCCCAGCUGGAGAGGCUCUUCUUGGACAAGGUCAUUGCGAAUCUCGGCCUGUGCGUGUCUGUCUACGAUAUCCGAUCCGUUGAAGGCGGGUCCAUCCAUCCAGGAGAGGGCUGCUCGACCUAUAAAGUUUCCUUCCGGUUGCUGAUGUUCAAGCCCUUUAAUGGGGAGGUUCUUGUUGGGAAGAUCAGUGGAUAUGAUGAUAAAGGCUUGCAAGUUUCGCUUGAUUUUUUCAGUGACAUAUGCAUUCCUGGACACUUGAUGCAGUAUGGCACAGUGAGGGGACCAGAUGGUAGGUGGAUGCUGAAGACUGAAGAUGGUGAUGAGCUUCAUCUUGAUCUAGAUGAUGAGAUAAGAUUCUUGGUAUCUAGCACAAAAUACCUGCCUAUCCCAGUAGAGCAAAAGGAGGACGACCCGCCAUUUGCUCCAAUGCAGAUUGUUGGAAGUAUUAAAGGAGAUGGCCUAGGUCUUCUUGCUUGGUGGGCAACAGACGAAGAGGACGGGGAGGAGGUGGCAGAGGCAGAGCAAUAGCAGCAUGUUGCUCCAGGGAACUCGUUGUGUAGUUUACGAUUUUAGCCUACUUGAAUGUUAGGAAAUUGUAUCUAGCAACAGUAACACGAUAUUUUAGGAUCUAACCCGAUUUACAUGUUUCAUAUUUUUCGAGUCAUUUGCGUUAAAUCUGCUCUAGCACCGUAAGUCAUUCCCUGUUGUUGCUGCUGCUGCGACCUACAGCCGUCAAUUUCACGCAAAACUACCAAAGAAAAUGUGGUCAGAUUCUUAGAAUGUAUGUAUGUGCUACCCAGAAAUUUUCUUAGCAUUAUCGUGCCAGAUAUGUAAUCUGAUAUUAUGGAGAUCUCUCCUUGAAAGGACAUACCAGCAGGCCAGCACCAUUGAAGUUCACUUCUAUGUAGUGCUUGAUAUUACCCCUGCCAGUAGCUGGGUAAAA
Messenger RNA from Phragmites australis (common reed), 1497 nucleotides. Its product is annotated as DNA-directed RNA polymerase III subunit rpc8-like. Lineage: Eukaryota; Viridiplantae; Streptophyta; Magnoliopsida; Poales; Poaceae. Gene Ontology annotation, biological process: transcription initiation at RNA polymerase III promoter; DNA-templated transcription. The transcript has 7 exons. Gene Ontology annotation, cellular component: RNA polymerase III complex. The coding region runs from base 474 to 1082 and encodes 202 amino acids. The record is from RefSeq and is a predicted model, not a curated record.